AUGGAAGACCAAAGGGAAAGCCACAGUAUUAUCUCCCAACGUGACACAAAGGGUUUUUUUCACCGAGUUAUAAUUUGGAAGAUGUGGAACCUGACCCAAAUGUUUACUGUGAUUUUCCAACGUGCACAAGAAGAGAUACAAGAACUGUCAUGACAUUGACCUGCCUCCACUGUUUUCAUUAAUCUUGCAUUUCAUCGCGUGAUUGUUGCCCAAUCUGUCUGGUUUCAUUGAGGAAAAAGGUGCGAAAACUGGUCAACACAUUCAACACUGGACUUCUAAUUUCUAACAAUACUGCUGCUUUCGAAAGUAAUGAAGACAUUCACAAAGAAGAAAGAAUUAAUACACAAGCAGCCAUGAGUAUGACAAAGGCUCAGUCAUUGUCGGAUCCCCUAAUGAUAACUCACAGGGGAUCCCCUAACGAUAAC
Molecule: messenger RNA, 425 nt
Organism: Porites evermanni
Lineage: Eukaryota; Metazoa; Cnidaria; Anthozoa; Scleractinia; Poritidae
Source: the annotation of a GenBank genome assembly